Messenger RNA from Sinocyclocheilus grahami, 1244 nucleotides. RefSeq names its product coiled-coil domain-containing protein R3HCC1L-like. NCBI's taxonomy places the organism in Eukaryota, Metazoa, Chordata, Actinopteri, Cypriniformes, Cyprinidae. The transcript is spliced from 8 exons. The coding region runs from base 134 to 1147 and encodes 337 amino acids. The record is from RefSeq and is a predicted model, not a curated record. Gene Ontology annotation, molecular function: nucleic acid binding.
AGAAGUAAACUGCGAAUAAUUUCCUCUACAAAUGUCAACAUACUGUCCUGGAAUAUUUUUAUGUUACUAUCAGUACAUAUUAGUUGUUUUGAAAAGAUAACUCGGGCUUCUCAAUGCUGGUGUCACGAUCCCUAUGGAGACUGAAGCAGCUCAGCCAGAAGAGGGGUCCAAAACUGCGGCUCCGGCCCGGACGAAAAAACCCGCCAUGGAAAUCUACGUGCCCAAGAAACGCCAGGCCGAGAAGAUGGAGAAGCCUCAGGCAGGCGGUGACAAGAAAUCCAGACCCAGGCCCCGGUACACCGACAAGGCCCACAGGAACAAGAAGGGCAAAGCCAAAGCGACAGAGACCCCAAGCGGAGAGGUAAAACCGGAUGACGGGGGGCGGGAGGAGGGAGAUAAAGAAAACCUAAACAUGCACACAGUUAAAGAGGAGGAGUCUAGAGAUGAUACGGACAAUGUAUCCAGAACUAUGAACACACCAGAGGACACGGGUAGUGCACUAGAACAUGAUGGGGUGCCAAAAGAGGAGGAGGAUGAAGGGGAGGACUGGGAUUCUUUCUUUAACGAUGAUGGUGACUGUCUUGACCCACAUUUAGUGGAGGAGAUGUCUCUUAAGGAGGGCCGCAAGAAGCCGUCUAUACAGGAGCCGCGCUUCGACUACUAUAAUUGGACGCCGGAGGAGGAGGUGCAGCUUCGAGAAGAUGAGCUGUCACACAUCGUGGAGAUUUACCACUUCCCGUCUGAGUUCAAGACGGAGGACUUGAUCAGAUCCUUCAGCUCGUUCCAGCAGAAGGGGUUUGACAUCAAGUGGAUUGAUGACACUCAUGCCCUGGGUUUGUUCUCCAGUCCCAUUGCAGCUCGUGAUGCUCUGAGGAUGAAGAACCCCAUGAUGAAGGUCAGGCCUCUCUCCAAAUCAUCAAACACCACUAAAGCCAAAGCACGCAGCUGCUCCGAUUACCUGCUGCCGGCUAAAGAGCGUCCUCAGACGAGUGCGGCUCUGGCACGCCGCCUGGUGAUCGGGGCUCUGGGUGUGAAGAGUAACCAGACCAGAGAAGAGCGAGAGGCCGAGAGGAACAAACUACGGCAGGCGAGAGAACAAAAGCACUUGGCUGCUGAGCAGCGGGAAGACGUCUCGGAGGGCAAAUGAAGACAGGAGUGGGACCUUCAGCAGGACUACUGCCAAACCAGCACGGUCUGAACCAAAGCCACAAGAACAGGGGACACGGGGGUUCAUCGAAGCGAAG